Didymodactylos carnosus is the source of this 903-nucleotide messenger RNA. The record is from the annotation of a GenBank genome assembly. Lineage: Eukaryota; Metazoa; Rotifera; Eurotatoria; Philodinida; Philodinidae.
AUGAUUGAUUGUAUCCAUUACUCAGUUUUUUUCUCUUUAUUGGCGUUUAAACAAAUAAUAUUGUCUAAUACGAGCGAAAAUUUGUUAUUAGAUUUGAAUACUCAGUUUUUAAAUAAUUAUCAACGAGCAAAAGGUCAUAUUACAAAUAAUAUUGAUCCACUAAUUAUUUUAAAUGGUGAUUUUGCCAUUCUUUCACAUAAUAAACAACGAAUUGAAGAAAAAGUUAUACCAAAACUUUAUCAUGAUUUAAAAACUAUAUCGCAUAUUCCAUUUAAUAUUUAUCUAUUAUUGAUAUUCGAUGUUAAACACAAACUUUCAACGAAUAAAACAGUUGAAUUAAAACAAUAUUUAAAAGAUCUAAGACAUAUUCGACUUCAAUUGAAUAAAUUUGAUUUUCACUCUCAUAAAAUGGAUAAAAAUCAAUAUCAAAUAAUCGAUUUAUCCAUUGAUUAUAUUCGAAAUAUUCUUAAAACGAAACGUAUUGAUAAUAACAAUUUGAAUGAGUUUUGCAUAAAAGCUAGAUCAUUGUUUACAAUUAAUAUUGAAUAUGCUGCUCAAAUUCAUUUAGACAUGCUUCAUUCUAAAGUUGGCAAAUGGUAUAAUAUUCGAUUUAAUGAAACAGAAAAACAACAUACAAAAAUACUCAUUUUUGGAAUGAAAACCGCUCGUCAUGGACAUUUAGAAAAAUCAUAUUUUUAUCGACUUUUUGGAGAAAAAAGAGAGGGAAAUCAUAUUCUGUAUAUCGAAAAUAUGAGUGAAGAACAACAAGGCAUAGAUAUACUAGGAACAUGGAUAUUAGAUAGUAAGGCAAGUUCAACAUUUUUUGGUAAUAAAGAACACUUACAUCAAGAUGUGUUAAUGGACGCAUCGAAAAAAUAUAUUAAAAAAUUAUUUAAAAAAUAA